This is a messenger RNA of Filobasidium floriforme, 1093 nucleotides long. RefSeq names its product nucleophile aminohydrolase. Gene Ontology annotation, molecular function: threonine-type endopeptidase activity. The record is from RefSeq and is a predicted model, not a curated record. Lineage: Eukaryota; Fungi; Basidiomycota; Tremellomycetes; Filobasidiales; Filobasidiaceae. The transcript is spliced from 7 exons. Gene Ontology annotation, cellular component: proteasome core complex. Bases 162 to 914 code for a protein of 250 amino acids.
AAGUCGUCACCUCUAGCCAUCGACAUCUGUGAACGCUUACGACUUGGGGUCAUCCCCCUCCAUCAGACAAAAGGUAUCGGUAUACCUCUUCACUACCUCUAUUGCUAAACAAUACGGUCUGGCCAGAUAGGAAUCAAAUAGAAACAGUCAGAUCUUUCAACAUGGCUGACGGAAUCAACACGGUAGACAUUGAGCGGCUGAAGAAGGGAGAGGUCAACCUCGGUACCUCGAUCAUGGCCGUUGCCUUCGAUGGCGGCGUUGUCAUCGGAGCUGAUAGCAGGACUACGACGGGUUCUUACAUCGCCAACAGGGUAACGGACAAGUUGACCCACAUCCACGACCGGGUCUACUGUUGUCGAAGUGGAAGUGCUGCCGACACCCAGGCCAUUGCCGACAUGGUGCACUACCAUUCCCAAAUGUACGCUACAGCACACGGCGAACGUCCACCCGUCCAUACCGUCGCCUCGCUCUUCCAGACCGUGUGUUACGACAACAAGGACCAGUUGAGCGCUGGUAUCAUCGUGGCCGGGUGGGACGAGCACGAGGGUGGACAGGUUUACAACGUUCCGCUCGGAGGUGGAAUCUUUAGACAACCUUGGAGUAUCGGAGGUUCGGGAUCCACGUAUGUGUACGGAUAUUGUGAUGCGACGUACAAGGACAAGAUGAACGAGGAAGAGACGGUCACCUUUGUCAAGAACACUCUUUCCCUGGCCAUGAGCCGAGAUGGGUCGUCGGGUGGUUGUGUACGUAUGUGCGUGAUCAAGAAGGAAGGUGUGAGGAGGAUCUUUAUCCCUGGGAACGAGUUGCCUCGAUUCUGGGAGGGUGCCGAGAUCCUGAGCACGCAAUACAACACCGCCGGUAAGGCCUUGUUGAGCGUACCCGAGAACGCUGGAGAGAGCGCUAUGGUGCAUUAGACGAUGGUGUAUAGCUCGAGAGGGAUUACACCUCCCACGAUUCUACGGACGUGCUCGCAACAACCCAUGUAUAUGAUGACAAUGAUGCCUGCAAGCGAUCAAGUAGUGGUUGGUUGUAGCUCGAGGCGAGUCGAGUGAAACCCCUGAACCUUGUGAAGAAUGAGAUGAUGCGAAGGCGA